This is a messenger RNA of Coccidioides posadasii C735 delta SOWgp, 249 nucleotides long. RefSeq lists its product as uncharacterized. The record is from RefSeq and is a predicted model, not a curated record. Lineage: Eukaryota; Fungi; Ascomycota; Eurotiomycetes; Onygenales; Onygenaceae.
AUGUUGUUUUCGCAAGCAUUCGUUGCCUUGUUCCUCGCUUCGACGGUGUUUACCGCUCCUCUUACCAUUCCAGGCCAAGAGACUGACGGUCUCAACUGGAUCAAGCGCGAAGACCAAGAGAAUGAUGAUGCCCAUCCCUUGAACUGGAUCAAGCGCGAAGACCGAGAGGAUGACGAUGCGCAUCCCCUGAACUGGAUCAAGCGCGAAGACCGAGAGGAUGACGAUGCGCAUCCUUUGAACUGGAUUUAA